This is a messenger RNA of Pyricularia oryzae 70-15, 1380 nucleotides long. RefSeq names its product 2-deoxy-D-gluconate 3-dehydrogenase. NCBI's taxonomy places the organism in Eukaryota, Fungi, Ascomycota, Sordariomycetes, Magnaporthales, Pyriculariaceae. Gene Ontology annotation, molecular function: oxidoreductase activity, acting on the CH-OH group of donors, NAD or NADP as acceptor. Bases 137 to 919 code for a protein of 260 amino acids. The record is from RefSeq and is a predicted model, not a curated record. The transcript is spliced from 2 exons.
CGACUCCAAAGUGCAUGUCAUUUCCCCGCGUGAUGAUUGAAGAGAAUAGACUUUUUUUUCUUCUUUUUCUCAUCUGCCAAGCGCAAAGAUUUGGGGUCAGACGGACAAAAGAUAUUUUGACACAGAUUCACUCAAAAUGGCGGCCAACUUCUUUUCUCUCAAAGACCACACUGCCCUGAUUACAGGAGGCACCCGGGGUAUCGGAGCUGCUGUAGCCAUUGGUCUGGCCGAGGCCGGUGCCGAUGUGCUACUUGUUCAGAGAGACGAGUCCUCCACCACAACCCGGGACGCCAUCCUCGCCCUGGGCCGCAAGUCCCAAAUCUACGUGGCGGACCUCUCGUCCCCCGAGAGCGUGGCGGCGCUGACGCCCAAGGUGCUCGCCGACGGGCACCAGGUCCGCAUCCUGGUAAACUGCGGCGGGAUCCAGCGCCGGCACAAGUGCGAGGUGUUCCCCGACUCGGACUUCAACGAGGUGAUGCAGGUGAACCUCGGGGCGGUGUUUACGCUGACGCGCGACGUGGGCGCGCACAUGCUCUCGCUGGAGCCGCACCCCGUCACGGGCCGCAGGGGCUCCGUCGUCAACUAUGCCAGCCUGCUCUCGUUCCAGGGCGGGCUGACGGUGCCGGCCUACGCGGCGAGCAAGGGCGCCGUCGCGCAGCUGACCAAGUCGUUUGCCAACGAGUGGACCAGCCGCGGCGUCACCGUCAACGCCAUCGCGCCGGGGUACAUCGCCACGGACAUGAACGAGGCCCUGCUCAAGGACGAGGAGAGGCUGGCGAGCAUCUCGGCCAGGAUCCCCGCGGGCAGGUGGGGCGACCCCGAGGAUUUCAAGGGCACCACCGUCUACCUGGCCAGCAAGGCGAGCGGCUAUGUCAGCGGGCAUGUGCUUGUUGUUGAUGGUGGCUGGAUGGGCAGGUAGAAAGGAGUGAGCCUCGAUAAGAUGCCAAAAGGACGACCUAUGUUUUUGGGGGUCAUUUUACCCAUUUUUUCUUGAGCUAUCGUUCCACAUGCGGUCAACUAGCUCCCCACGUGGUGUACGCCGGCCAUCAAGCCUCUUUUUUUUACUGAUCAUGCAGCCUUCUGAGGCUGUCCAAUUAGAUCUGUCAAAUAAACUUCAGCUCAUCAGCGGUAUAUGUUGGCGAUUAUUGGGGGUCCGGAAGGAUUUGUAACAUUUUGUUUCGAAACAUAUCUAGGUAAUAACACAAGGCACCGGUGUGACAACUAGGCAGCAACAAAGUCCAUCCGGGCAGAGGGGACGCAAGGCAAUGGCGCGAUGCACACAGAUGGGACCUGCCACUAAAUUAGGUUGAUUAAAAUGAGAAGGCUCGUUCUUGACAGUUUUUACCAAAGUAGCCAACGUCCGAAAGCAUUAGACUGAUU